AUGCAGCGAAUAGAACCACGUCAAGAGCCGCAGCAGCAACACGGCGCGCCCGGCCCGCACGACCAAUCGAGACAAUGGCAGCUGCCCACCGGCUUCGCCAACACCGGCAACCAGCCGCACGCCCAAAGCUUUGAAGAAAUCUACGGCGUGCCCGAGAACUUUCUCGAGAUCGAAGUCACCGACCCGCAAACCCACCAACCCACCUCCUCCCCCAGCUCGCGCUACACCACCUACCUCAUCCGCCUCAGCACCAACAUCCCCGCCUUCAAACUGCGCCGCUCCGAGGUGCGCCGCCGCUACUCCGACUUCGAAGUCUUCCGCGACCUGCUGGAGCGCGAGAGCGCGCGCGUCUCCAUCCCCCCGCUGCCGGGCAAGGUGUACCUCAACCGCUUCGACGACGGGGUGAUUGAGGAGCGGCGGCGCGGGCUCGAGCGCUUCCUCAAGAUCGUCGUCGGCCAUCCGCUGCUGCAGACGGGGUCAAGGGUGUUGGGGGGUUUCGUGCAGGAUCCGAAUUGGGAUCGGAAUGCUUGGUAG
This is a messenger RNA of Neohortaea acidophila, 534 nucleotides long. Its product is annotated as Phox homologous domain-containing protein. The transcript has 2 exons. Gene Ontology annotation, cellular component: early endosome membrane; retromer complex. The coding region runs from base 1 to 534 and encodes 177 amino acids. The record is from RefSeq and is a predicted model, not a curated record. Gene Ontology annotation, molecular function: phosphatidylinositol-3-phosphate binding. NCBI's taxonomy places the organism in Eukaryota, Fungi, Ascomycota, Dothideomycetes, Mycosphaerellales, Teratosphaeriaceae. Gene Ontology annotation, biological process: endocytic recycling; late endosome to Golgi transport.